AUGGGGGAGGAGUGGACCGAAGAGUCAUGGGGAGUCGGGGGUCCGGGGGUCGGGCGCCGCUUGGCUGCCCAGGCCGGCCCGGCCCCGCGGCCUCGCGUGAGCGCGCGCCCCAGUCCGCACCCCAACUUCCCGGGCGGCCCCGCGGCGGGGCAGCACACUUACCGGGAGUGCGGAGAGCUCAUCCUUUCUGCCGAGGGCCGGGCGGCCGGACUCCUGGGGCCCUCCCCGGCCGCCGCGACCUCUCAGGCCGGCCCGGCCCGGCUCAGGAUCAGGCUGCGGGGCGAGCUCUGGCAGGCGCGGACGCGGACGGGUGCGGGUGCGGCCGUCGCGGCGCAGUGCCUCCAAACCGUCGGCUCCCGCUCCUCUCGUCGUUUCUCCGGUCCGCUCCUUCCCUCCCUCCCUCCCUCCCUGCCCGCUCGGCGCGAAGCGGUGGCUGUGGCGGUGGUGGCGGCGGCGGCGGUGGUGGCGGCGGUAGCGGCGGCGGCGAAUUCCAAUCAGUGCAGCCGCGGUCCAGACGAAGCUUGGGACGGAGGGGGAGGGGGGGAGGUGCUGGAGACGCUGGGGGGGGGCCCGCCGCGGAGAGGGGGUGGGGCGUCAAGGAGGCGGGACCUCCUCCGGGCUCCGCACGCACGCAUGCACGCACGCAUCCCCACGCUCCUGCGUAGACCCCGCCCCGCCCCUCCCAUCCGGGGAGUCGAAAGAAGCCGAGCACCGGCGGAGUCUCCCGAAGGGUCUCAGAGAGCUCCCUUCCCCGCCCUCCCACGUCCCUGGGGAGGCUCUGCCCGCGUGCACUGGAUCCUCGCGCCAAGAGCCUACCAGCACAACCGGACACACAGAAGGCUCUCAAUCAGUGCGCGUUGGCUAGCCGCUGUGGCCCCCGCCCCGCUUCUCCGGACCUUCAGUGGCCAUUUCACCUAAAGAGCCAGACGGAACUCGAACUCGCCGGGAAUGUGGCUGCUAUAUCUGCACGGAAGAAAUGAAAAAGGAAAGCGAUGGAGGAACCACCAUUCAGCCCAACCCCGGUCCAGCUGGUCAGCUUCCAGUCCCCCCAGCAUUUAGGACUGGGGCAAGUUUUACUAUUUCCCACCCAAAAACAGACAACCUCCGCUUGUGUCCCUCACUGUCCCUCCCUCCCAAGGAGUCCACAACCUCCCAAAACCGUCCCUUAUUAAAGGAUUAAGGCAAUAGGAUUCCAUCCUAUUUGCCAUCUCUUCCAGAACCACUUGCCUCCACCAGGCUCUGGAUCCAAUACAAGAUAGCUUUUGUAGCUUUAAAACUGAAGGGCAUCUUACAGGUCAGUCCGUGGAAUCUCCCCUAUUGACAAACGAGGAAACUGAGGCCAAGAGUUAAAUGACUUGCAGGAAUUCUCCUUUUUGGCCUGAGUUUAAAUCCUGCUGACUAGUGAUCCUAGGCAAGUCACUUAACCUCCUCUUGCCUCGGUUUCCUUAUCUGUAAAACAGGGAUAAUAGCACCUACACUUCAGGGUUCUUGUUCUUUUUUGCAAACUUAAAAAGAUUCUCUAAAAACUGGCUAUUAUUGUUAUUAUUAUUUUUACUCAUUCGAGAGUUCUGAAAAAUAUUCCACCUUCCUUUAUUCUUCUUAUUUUGAGCUACUAUAAGUUACACAAUAGGUUGGUGGAAAGAGUUGACUUUUACUCCUUGUAGAAUUCCCUAAAUCUCUAGUCGGGUUUCUAUCCCUUUAAGCCCUGUCCUUAAGAGACUAGCCGCAAGGCCACUUUCCAUUGUAAGGUUUAUUUCCUUUUGCUGAGUAAAAGAGAAGGCCUUUGACCUUGAUUGCGGAACCAUCCAGGACUGAUAGGAAGCUGUUAACCCAAUUUAUUGGUGCUUUUCAUUUGAAUCCACAUAGAUCUAAUCUGACCUCAUUUUUUUUUAAAUCCUUACCUGUCAGAUUAUGUGUAAAAUCAAGUAAAGCUGAAAGAAUUCAUCUCCCAAUGAAAACUGGCUUGCAAUUGUUCCCAGAAUGGGAGCUCCCUCUGCCCCAAAAGAAUUGCAAGAAGCUGAGGGAGGGUUUGAACUUGGUAUAGUCACACAGCUAGUAAAGGUGGGAAUGGAACUCAGCUCUUCUUCCUAUCUCCCACUCCUCCAAUGACUCUAAUAAAAAUAAAUUGAUACUUUUCUUCCUGAAUGACAAUCAAACAAGACAGCUAGCCUUUCCAGCCCAAGCCACUCUCUCAGUUGUCUCUCUAGCAGGGCUCCCUACAAUGAGAAAUUGUUGGCUAACCAGGUGACUCAUUAGCAGUAAAUUGGGGCAUUGUUUGUAUGCUUCUAGAUGUGAUUAAAGUCAGGUAGGGAUAAAUAAACCCUGAAUUCCAAAGGGGUGGGGAAAAAAAAGAAACUACCGCAUAGCUUGAUGGGUAGACUUGUAGCCUGGGAAUAAUAGGCUGAGACUGUUUAUUUUCUGUCCCUAACUCUACUCCUAACUCAUUUCUGGGAUCUGUCAAGUAAGUUCACCUCUCUGAUCUCAGUUCCUUCUUUUGUAAACUGUAAAUAAUUACUACUCACUUCUAUUUAAGUGGCAUUGUACAAUUACUCCGUUAAAAAUCUAUGUAGAAGUAGUCUGCUUGCAGUGGGGGAGAAGAAAAGC
Messenger RNA from Monodelphis domestica (gray short-tailed opossum), 2604 nucleotides. RefSeq lists its product as uncharacterized. The record is from RefSeq and is a predicted model, not a curated record. Lineage: Eukaryota; Metazoa; Chordata; Mammalia; Didelphimorphia; Didelphidae.